This is a messenger RNA of Clonostachys solani, 1134 nucleotides long. The record is from the annotation of a GenBank genome assembly. Lineage: Eukaryota; Fungi; Ascomycota; Sordariomycetes; Hypocreales; Bionectriaceae.
AUGUCCACUGAAGGAUUUGAUCGGGAUGUCUUUGGUCCGCUGGUGGACAUUGAGGAAUCGUCGUUGCUGAAAUUGGCCUCGAGGAUCGCGCAUCAGGCCCUUGGGCUGCCAGAAGAAGCAAGUGGAAGGCUCAUCGCCAGCACCAGCGGCUCGUACAAUAUUGUUCACAUAAUCGAGCUGGAACCCGCCACAAAGAUUGUCAUCCGCGUGCCCGCCACAGGAUGGGGCUCCGGCUUGACAUCGUCGGAGGCAGCACAGGCACUCAGAUCAUAUGGCGCCACCUCGCAUUUCCUUCGGGAGAAGACCACGAUCCGUGUUCCCCAGGUCUUUGAUGUCGAUACCUCGACCAAUAAUGAGAUCGGAGCUCCAUAUAUUUGCACAAGCUUUGUGCAAGGCAAGUCGGUUGGGAGUGUCUGGUUUGAUACGGCCACAACAGAAGCAGUUCGCCGUAACAUUUUGGCAAGCGUGGCGGAAAACAUGGCUCGACUUUCCGCGCUCUCUUUUGAGAGUAUCGGUUCUAUUGUGAACAAAGAUAAUAUGGAGCUAGGUCCAUGCCUCAGCUUUGAAAGGCAAGAGGACGAUACAGUCAAGGUCAAGGCCUCUGGUCCCUUUACCUCGGUCGCAUCCUACUUGGAAGAAAAUACCCCAAAAGACAAGGGGGAGAGUAAUGUCAUGGUUGAUGAUACUGGGGCUAUCACCGGAUUCAUUGACCUUGAUCAUUCACAAACCAUGCCGCGUUUCCUUGGCUACAGCCGAUAUCCUUCUUGGAUUACACGGGAUUGGGAUCCUCUUAUGUAUGGUUGGCCAGCCUUGACUGAUCGCGAGGAUCCUCCAGAAAAGUUGGCCUAUUACCGAGAAUUCUAUUCUCAAAAGCUCAACGAGGCGCUGGGUCCAGAUAUUGAGUCUCGCUCCGACUUGGCUCUGACCAGAAAGUCGCAUAUAUACGAAGCAAUUUGGAUUGCAUGCCUUUCUCCCGCUAAUCGCUCGGAUAUAUGCCGUAAAUUGAUCGAGGAAGCAUUGGAGAUUACAAAAGACGACGCAAUGGAUGUCUUUUAUGAACUCGGGUCAGGGGAAUAUGAGGAUGAAGAUGAAUGGCCUAUUUUGAAGGACAAUUUAGAACGACUCUGCAGUUGA